AUGUCCACCUCACAAGACGGUAAAGUAACCCUCUACGACCUACCCACCAAGAAACCCGAAUACGGCUGCUGGUCCCCCAACGUCUGGAAGACCCGCAUGGUCCUCAACUACAAGAAGAUACCCUACACCACGACGUUCAUCACGCACGACGAAAUUUCACCCACACUGUCUGCCCUCGGCAUCCCAGCCAAUCCUCCAAAACCCGCGGGCGCGCCAGGCCCUCCGGUCUCGCCGUACACGGUCCCGGCAAUUCAAUUACCAGAUGGCACGGCGGUGAUGGAUUCAGCGGCGAUUGUGGUAAAAUUGGAAGAGCUGUACCCGGAGCCAGGCUUGCGGCUGGAGAAUAACUUGCAUAAUGAGAUUAACAAAGUUCUCGGGCAGCUGAUGAUGCCUAUCAUGGCGGUUUGUUAUCCUUUGAUUCAGAGGAAUAUGCUCGUGCCGGAGACGGUGCCGGGGUGGACGGUGAAGAAGGAGGCUGGAUUUGGUAUGUCGAUUGAGGAGCUCGAGAGGACCAAGGGUGGGGAGACGGCGUGGUCGGCUGCGAAGCCUGGGUUUGAGAGCUUGAAUCGGUUUCUGGAGGAGCAUAAGGAGGAUGAAGGGCCUUUUGUCUGUGGGAGUCGGGUUAGUUAUGUUGAUUUUGUGGUUGCGAGUAUGGCCGAGAGUUUCAAGAGGAUAGAUGUGGGAUUGUAUGAGAGGUUUUGUGAGAAUGCACCGGGGUUGAGGGUGGUGCAUGAGGCUUGUGCGGAGUGGUUGAAUGAAGAUACGUGA
This is a messenger RNA of Zasmidium cellare ATCC 36951, 768 nucleotides long. RefSeq lists its product as uncharacterized. Lineage: Eukaryota; Fungi; Ascomycota; Dothideomycetes; Mycosphaerellales; Mycosphaerellaceae. The transcript has a single exon. The coding region runs from base 1 to 768 and encodes 255 amino acids. The record is from RefSeq and is a predicted model, not a curated record.